AACUCGAGAAAAAAAAUUUUCCUUCAUUCACGACGGAAAAAUCGAUCCGAGAAAAGUAGUUUGUGCACAACAAUCCGUCAUUAGAAUUUUACUUUUUUUGCAUCGUUUUUUUCUCUCGCCCGUGGUCCCGCUUACGUGAUGAAAGUGCUCUAAAUUUACUCUAAAAUCCAGUACGGUACGAACCAUCGAUGAGAAAGGACGUGUAUCAGUGCGCGUUUCAUCUCUUUUAAUUAUUGUUUUUGAUCGGAUUUGAUAAGAAAUCGCCGAUGCAAACCACUAAAACCACCAAAUGGUAAAUUUUAAGGCUUAACAAAGCGAUUACCCUGCUUUUCGGCAGGAACUUCAGUGAAAAAAUAAAAAAAAUUGAUUUUGUAAAAGAAAACUCCCUGCAAUUUUCCUCAUUUGUGUCCAGACUCGCGGAAAACACCCCGCUGGAUAGCAACUGCAUGGCGUAUCUGCCGAAAAGUGAAUUAAAAUUGUUAAUGAUUCAUUAAUUGUCGUCGCGUAGCUGCUGCCGAGAGAGAGAGGAAAAAAAUAUUCUACUGGCAAAAUGAAGCUUUUGCGAGUUUAGAGAAAAAAAUACAAAUAAAAAUUAAAAAUAAUAUCAUCUUAGUGAGAAUAAUACACAAAAUAUACAAAAAAAGUGAUACAAAAAUAAAAAUAAUUUAAAUAAAAAAAAAAUCAAGAAUAAAAAAUGGGUGAUACAAAUUUAUCGGAUUACUCAAUCAUGGAUUUACCAGGCGAAAUUCGGGAGAAAUUGGCAGAACUGGAUUUAGAAUUGUCCGAAGGCGAUAUAACACAAAAGGGUUAUGAAAAGAAGCGAUCACGAUUAUUGCAGCCUUAUUUAAGCAAAUCAUCACAACCAGGUGAUAGCGGUUAUGUUGUGCCAAAAUCCAACCAACCUGUAAUUAGUGGAAAUGCGGGUUACGUAAAUGAGAUUCAUCAUCCGCCGCCGCCCGUUUUGCCGCACAAGCAAUCCUCGAGUAGCGGCGGUGGCGGGCAUCAUCAUUAUCAAGGACAAUCACGUCAACGUAGAACGCAACGUCGUGUGACACACAAUGAAAAACGAUAUCAUUCAGCUGGUAUGCACAACACACAGUCACCGCCGCCAGAUAUCUCCCAAAUCGGCAACAAGCCACUUCUGCAACAGAAACAAGUCCCCUAUAAGUCUGCACAAAUUCCCGAACCAAAGUCAUCUUCAUCGCCAGCUUCUUCCAUCUCGUCAACAGAGCAAAUUUUGCGUCAAAUUAAGCUUCACAAGCAGAAACAGGAACAAGAUUUGAACGAAUUUGCGCAAAGUUUGGUGCAAGAGGUCCCGAACAGGCAUCAGCAGCAGCAGCAGCAACAACAACAACACCAGACUAAUCAAAGUAAGAAUGAAAAAAAUACGAAUAGUAAGGGACAGUCACGCAAUAAUAGAAGACUAGGGCGACACGAAAGUCGUUACACAAGCGAAGUGCGUCAGGAAGCUGUUCAGCAAGCAUUAGCUGCGCUAAAAAAUCGUCCAAAGCCUAGCUUGCCAAUGCCAUCCAAACGUAGCUCAGUUCUCAAUCGAAGUCCUGACAGAGAUCGUGAUGACACAGAUUCUACAACAGAUGACGAAUCAAUACCUGAGGAAAGGAUUUCCACGCCAGACCGUGAUGGGUAUAACUUGCCACGUGACAAUAUUUUGACGCGAGAACAGAUGCGGUUGCCAUCGCGCGAUCACUCAAGCGGCGGCGGACAUCACAAAGAUCGCAUUUCGGAACGUAGACCGCAAAAUCUUCCGUCGCAUCCAACAUUGUCGGAUACCUCGAGUGCCGGCAGUCCCCCAGCUGUGCAUCGAAAUCAAAAGAACAGCUACGACAUGACAGAUAUUCCGGAUUUGCCGCCAAUGCGAUCAUACGUCGCUCCGGAUAUCACACAAUUCAACAACACAAAACGCGGAAUGGGUGCUGAUCGUGUCACGCGUUACGUGAAUCUGAAUCAAACGGAGCCUGGAGACACGGGCACUGCGGGUCGAUGGAAAGUCUCUGCGAAGAUACAGCAGUUGCUGAAUACCCUUAAACGGCCUAAAAGACGUCCCUUACCUGAAUUUUACGAAGAUAACGACAUAGAAUUAGAGAUAGCUGCGAAUCCCAAAGACCCGAAUGCGCCAAAGCCCGAGGGAAAUACGAUGACGCCUGUGACAGGCGAGCAAUUGGUGAUUCCGAGUGGAUUGCCACGUACUUUAGAGCAGGCGUUACAACGUUACGGCACAAGUUCGUUCAAAGCUCCGAUGGCGACGGUGCUAGAUCCCAAUGGAAAGAUGACAACAACGUUGACUUAUGGAAAAUUAUUGUCGCGCGCACAGAAAAUCGCGUAUGCUUUGUCGACAAAAACUUUCAGCAAGGGAGCGGAACAGUUUGUACUCAAGCCCGGAGAUCGAGUUGCUCUCGUUUAUCCAAAUGCGGAUCCAUUAAAUUUCCUCACCGCGUGGUACGGUUGCAUGUUCCGCGGACUCGUCCCGUUGCCAAUCGAGCUUCCAUUAUCGACAUCUGACUCGCCGCCGCAACAAGUGGGCUUCCUUUUGAGCUCCUGUGGCGUUCAAGUUGCUCUCACAACGGAGGCCUGUUUGAAAGGUUUGCCCAAAUCGACAACGGGAGAAGUGACAAAACUCAAGGGAUGGCCUCGCCUACAUUGGUUCGUGACGGAACACUUGCCAAAAACGCCAAAGGACUACAAUCCCACAAAUCAACGAAUUAGCGAAGAUUCCACGGCUUACGUUGAAUACACAACCGACAAAGAUGGCAGUGUCAUGGGCGUCACAGUAACUCGUCAAUCGAUGAUUAAUCAUUGUCGUGCCCUCACGAUGGCCUGUCACUACACGGAAGGCGAAACAACGGUUUGUGUGUUGGAUUUCAAGCGAGAAGUUGGAUUGUGGCACAGCGUUUUGACAUCCGUGCUCAAUGGAAUGCAUGUUUUGUUCAUUCCGUAUGCCCUGAUGAAACUUCGUCCGUCGUCGUGGAUGCAAUUAAUCACAAAAUAUCGUGCUUCAUGUUGUUUAGUGAAAAGCCGUGACUUGCAUUGGGGAUUAUUGGCGACGAAAGAUCACAAAGACAUUUCACUGGCGUCGUUGCGUAUGUUGCUCGUGGCUGACGGAGCAAAUCCAUGGUCUCUUUCCAGCUGUGAUCAGUUUUUGAGUGUUUUCCAAUCGAAGGGGCUUCGACCGGAUGCGAUUUGUCCGUGUGCAAGUAGCUCGGAAGUUUUUACGGUGUCUCUGAGACGCCCGGGACGCUCAACUGGCGGAUUUAGUCAAUCGGCAACGGGACGCGGCGUGUUGUCAAUGGCUGCUUUGUCGCAUGGCGUUGUGAGAGUUGAUAGUGAGGACUCGCUCACGUCACUUACGUUGCAAGAUUGCGGUCAGGUGAUGCCAGCUGCUCAAAUGGUAGUUGUAAAUGCCGAAGGACCUCCAACUUUGUGCAAAACGGAUCAAGUUGGGGAAAUUUGCGUCACUUCCGGGUCAACUGGUAUCUCGUAUUAUGGCUUGGAUGGCUUAUCGAAUGCUACUUUCAAGGUACAACCCCUUCACGAGCCUCCUCCCGCAAAAGAAGGCGAAACAGCAGUACCUGGCAAGCCAAUUGGCGAAGAAACGUACGUUCGAAGCGGUCUUUUGGGCUUCCUCGGACCCGGAGGUCUCGUAUUCGUUUGCGGAUCUCGCGAUGGUCUCAUGACAGUUACGGGUCGCAAACACAAUGCCGACGACAUCAUCGCUACCGUGCUCGCUGUCGAGCCAAUGCGUUUCAUUUAUCGCGGUCGCAUCGCUGUCUUUAGCAUCAAAGUGCUGCGCGACGAACGUGUUUGUGUGAUAGCCGAACAACGUCCCGAUUGCAGCGAAGAAGAGUCAUUCCAGUGGAUGUCGCGCGUCUUGCAAGCUGUCGACUCGAUCCAUCAAGUGGGAAUUUACUGUUUGGCUCUCGUACCACCGAAUCACCUGCCAAAGACACCUUUGGGCGGAAUUCACUUGUGCGAAGCGAGACGACGCUUCAUGGAGGGCUCGUUGCAUCCCGCAAACGUUCUCAUGUGUCCGCAUACGUGUGUCACAAAUCUACCGAAGCCACGGGAUUUGCAUCAAGGCUCCCUCCCUCAUCAAGCUUCUAUUUCUGGAACUUCUUCAUCUGGAUGUGUUACAGACACGUCAGUUGGACCGGCAUCUGUGAUGGUUGGUAAUUUAGUGCAAGGAAAUCGGCUGGCGUCGGCGCAGGGACGUGAUAUGGGACUCGCUGACGAUACAGAGCGGAAGCAUCAAUUGAUAACUGGUGUCCUGCGUUGGCGUGCAAACACAUCCCCCGAACACGUUCUCUAUACACUUUUGAAUUCCAAAGGAGCUGUAGCGCGUACCCUCACGUGUUCCGAGUUGCAUAAGCGAGCGGAAAAAAUUGCCGCGUUAUUGCAGGAACGUGGAAAAGUCAAUCCAGGCGAUCAUGUUGCUCUCAUUUUCCCGCCUGGACUCGAUCUGAUAUGCGCCUUUUACGGUUGUCUCUACUUGGGUGCCAUCCCAAUAACUAUUCGUCCACCGCAUCCGCAAAAUUUGAUAACAACACUGCCAACAGUCCGCAUGAUUGUCGAUGUCUCGAAGAGUGGCAUCGUCCUCUCCAUUCAAAGUAUUAUUAAAUUACUGAAAUCCAGGGAAGCUGCUGCCUCAAUUGAUCCCAAGAGUUGGCCAUUGAUACUCGAUAUCGACGAUAAUCCAAAGAGAAAGUUAACCACUAUCGCGAAUGCUACGUUAGACUCAACGGCGUACAUUGACUUCAGUGUAUCAACUUGCGGGCGUCUUAGUGGAGUAAUUAUUACUCACAGAUCCCUCUCCAGUUUGUGUGCUAGUCUCAAACUUCAAUGCGAGCUCUAUCCAAGUCGUCAUGUCGCGUUAUGUCUCGACCCCUAUUGUGGUCUUGGAUUCUCUAUGUGGACCCUUAUUAGCGUUUACAGUGGUCAUCAUUCCAUUUUAAUUGCUCCAUAUGAGGUUGAAGCAAAUCCAAGUUUGUGGCUCAGCACUCUCUCGCAAUACCGCGUUCGUGAUACCUUCUGCUCGUAUGGCGUCAUUGAGUUAUGUACCAAAGCAUUAAGCAAUUCCAUUCAAGCGCUUAAACAACGAAAUAUCAACUUGGCGUGCGUGCGAACGUGCGUCGUUGUUGCCGAGGAGAGACCUCGCGUGCAAUUAACACAGCAAUUUUGCAAGUUGUUCCAGGCAUUGGGUCUCAAUAUGCGAUGUGUAUCGACUUCGUUCGGGUGUCGCGUUAAUCCAGCGAUUUGCGUGCAAGGUGCUAGUUCAGCUGAAAGUGCUCAGGUUUACGUCGAUUUAAGGGCAUUACGUAACAAUCGUGUGGCCUUAGUAGAACGUGGUGCUCCAAAUUCACUUUGUAUUGUCGAGUCUGGUAAAUUAUUGCCUGGCGUUAAGGUUAUUAUCGCAAAUCCUGAUACCAAAGGACAGUGUGGCGAUUCUCAUUUGGGAGAAAUUUGGGUCCAAUCUCCCCACAAUUCGAACGGAUACUUUACAAUUUACGGCGACGAGACGGACUAUAAUGAUCAUUUCAAUGCCAAACUCGUUACUGGUUGCUCAACAACGGAACAAUGGGCCCGCACAGGCUACCUUGGAUUCCUCCGGCGAACGGAAUGCUCACAAGCAGGCUCUGUUUUGGACGAAACCACACCGAGCAUUGCUAGUCGCGAUUCCGACAACGAUUCUCUUCACUCGUCACAGAGUCACAUUCCGCAUCAAACGUCUGCAGACUCGGAACUGCACGAUGCGGUUUACAUCGUUGGCUCUCUCGAUGAAUUAAUCACGUUGCGUGGCAUGAACUACCAUCCGAUCGACAUUGAGAUGUCUGUGUUGCGGUGCCACAAGAAAAUUGCCGAAUGCGCUACCUUUACAUGGACCAACCUACUUGUCGUGGUUGUCGAAUUAGACGGAAACGAGUCGGAAGCACUUGAUUUAGUGCCACUCGUGACAAAUACAGUACUCGAAGAACACCAAUUGAUUGUGGGUGUUGUGGUUGUAGUUGAUCCCGGUGUUGUUCCGAUCAACUCUCGCGGCGAAAAACAACGAAUGCAUCUGAGAGACGGAUUCUUAGCUGAUCAAUUGGAUCCCAUCUAUGUCGCUUACAACAUGUAAAAAGCAAAACUUUGACUACACUACUUUACUUUACUUUAUGCAUAACAUAAUAAUGAUGAAUUAUUACUUUGGCCUAGUUUAUCACAUACAAAAAUUAUGAACUGAUUUCUUUUUUUAUGACAAAAAAGCUCAAAUUCGAUUUUUUUUUUAACUAAAUGAUAAACUAAAUAAUGUAUGAUAAAUACAAAGGUUCACGCACCGCCAUUAUUUUCUAGUCUAGUCCUACGAUCCCUUUGUUUAUAUACAUAAAUAUAUUAUUAUUAUGAUAAAUGUUAAGGAGUUAGUUCUUCAUCCUUAUUAUUAUUAUUAAAAAUUUAUACAUUAGGAGCUGUAAAAAAUUAUUAUAUCUUCAAGAAACGACAAAAGAAAAACUUUAUAGAUGAAAAAACUUAGAAAGUAGUGAAAUUAGAAUAAUUUUUCA
Messenger RNA from Culicoides brevitarsis, 6551 nucleotides. RefSeq names its product disco-interacting protein 2 (gene DIP2). Lineage: Eukaryota; Metazoa; Arthropoda; Insecta; Diptera; Ceratopogonidae. The record is from RefSeq and is a predicted model, not a curated record. Bases 695 to 6130 code for a protein of 1811 amino acids. The transcript is spliced from 19 exons.